ACCGCCUAAACUGCGGCUAGAAAGUCGAUCUUCUAAACACCACGCUGGUUCAUACACCAUCAUUUACUUGACUACCCUUUGCAAUGGGAUCUUGACAUUUACAUGCUACUCCGCUAUGGACAACAACACUACUACGCCAGCUGCGCCCUCGCAACAGCCCUUCUCUGACUCCGUCUCGAUACCUCCCGAUCAUGUCGCUCUCCGGGUUACAUAUAUGGUCACUGGCAACCCAAGGCCACCUCACUCUCUGGGCAACUUGCCGUUGAGCACGUCUAUCGCAGCCCUCAAGGACAAAAUAAAAGACGAGCUUCCUGAGCACCCAUCUCCGGCAGAACAACGUCUCAUAUACCAGGGCAGACCGUUGCUGCGCACGGAUGCCACACUGCGGGAUAUUCUGAGGAUUGAGCCCGGGUCUGCACCUGGUCCUCUUCCAUACACUAUCCAUAUCGUCAUCCAAACCGGCGUGCAAGCGCCUGCGAGUACCACCAAUGGUCCAGAUACGGUCACGAACCGUCCACCUCCUCCGCCUAUGCCUGCGGUGCACCCCAACCACCAUAUCGACCAUCUGAGAGCAGUGGAAGCAUCGGCAACGAUACUACAGGACUCACUGUCUCGCAUUCAGCAACAGAUUGAGACCAAUAGAGCUGAUCUCCUUUCUGUGCAACAGAGAAUAAGCAUGAACCACCAUCCUGCAAGUGCAUUACAGGCAGCUCUAAAUGGUCAACCAUUUCCAGGACCUUCUUCACCCAUGAAUCUUCCCCACGGCCAAACUCAAGCACCACCUGCGUGGAUGCAACCUCCGACUGCGAGUACCCGACCUCGGCCGCAAAACCCUUUUCGUACUCCUGCUCAGCCAGACCAGCAGAAUCCGACUCCUGGUGUUCCUUCGAUCGGCUCAACUCAGCCAGAUGUGGAAGUCCGCCAUGGACCUCAUGGUGAGCGCAUCACGCUGACCAGGCACCAUAUGAACGUACCACUUCCUCUACAACGACCUUCUUCUGCACCAGGCCAACCUCAGGCACCUCUGACGGCAGCGCCGCAAAAUACCGCCUCUCCACAUCUACCCUCAACGUUUACUAGAAACAUCCCUAUGCCUCUUCAACUUCCUGCUCCACCACAUUUCCCUCUUCCUUUUCCACAAACCAGACCAUUGCAAGCACGAAUGUCCACUUCCACGCCCACCGCCUGGAUACUCUCAUCACCCAAUGGUCCUCAAGCAUUCUUGUUCGCUCCAGGUCAUGGCUUGUUCUCAAAUGGGCAACCUCCUCCUCGAUCCGCGACACAGCAUACAUCACCAGGCCCUGCUCCUACGCUAGCCUCACCACCUCCAGUCGGCCAGCAACAGCCACCUGCCCCCAUCAAUCAGAACGGCAAUGUCCAAAAUGCAUUGAUCCGACCAGCCCAGCAGCCAGGCCAAGCACCUGUGGCACAGAUACAGCAGAACGCAGAGAACAACGAUCUAUUCAACUUCUUGAUUCAUCGAGGGUGGCUGUUCUUACGGCUCUAUCUCUUCAUGUUUGUGUUCUCGGAACCGGGGACCUGGAAGAGAUGGGCAAUGAUACUGAUUGCGGCCAUUGUCUGCCUACAACCCAGAGAUGGCCCCUUCGUCCGUGCCAUAAGAGUCGCUCGUCGCCAUCUUGACAAUCUUAUCGGCCCGCCGGCCCGGCCACAAGCACAACCAGCGGCUGCGAGGCAGCGCAUAGCGGAGAAUGCUGGCAAUGCUGACAGAGCUGGCCAGCGACCAGCUAACGUGCGCGGAGCGGUACAAAUGACACCAGAAGAGGCUGCUGCACGUUUGGUUCGGGAGCACCGGGAGCAGAACCCUAACUUCUGGCGGGACACAUUUUAUCGAGUUGAGCAGAGUGUGGCGCUUUUUCUGGCAAGCUUGGUUCCUGGCGUUGGUGAACGGCAUAUCCAGGCACGAGAGGAAGCGAGGAGGGAAACGCAACGACUCGAGGAGGAGAGACAACAGGCUCAGCAAGAAGCACUCGCCCAAGUACGAGCUGCUGUUGCAGAUGGCAGUUUACCAGGCGAAGAUGCCACUGAAUCCGGGGCAAGUUCUGGUACUGAGGUGAAGGUGGAACGGCCAGAUGAGCCGAGUACAUCGACGUCGGUCCAAGUGAAUGACUCUAGUGCAGAGACUGGAGAGCUGCGCAACAGAACUACGUGAUGUUGACUGCCAGACAAAUGGGAUUGGGUCGCAAAGCACGGGCGUCCUUUUCACGCGGUCAUGCUCACCAGGUCAUGGUUUCCAGGAUAGACUCAAUCAAUCGCAUCCUCUAGACUCGUCUACUCGAUCGC
This is a messenger RNA of Exophiala viscosa, 2301 nucleotides long. RefSeq lists its product as uncharacterized. NCBI's taxonomy places the organism in Eukaryota, Fungi, Ascomycota, Eurotiomycetes, Chaetothyriales, Herpotrichiellaceae. Gene Ontology annotation, biological process: endoplasmic reticulum unfolded protein response. The record is from RefSeq and is a predicted model, not a curated record. Gene Ontology annotation, molecular function: protein binding. The transcript has 2 exons. The coding region runs from base 116 to 2170 and encodes 684 amino acids.